AUGAGGUGGUUUCUCCUAUUUCUUCUGCCAUUAGCAAUCACCGGAGAAGCUUGUCCACAUCCAUGUAGCUGCAAAGAGAAUGGAACUUAUGUAGAUUGUUCAGAUUUGAAGCUGACCCACUUCCCAACUGAUUUUCCAAUCUCUACUAAAAUUUUGAACUUGAGGCUUAAUCACAUAUCGAAAGUCCUAUCUUCAAACUUGAAGAACUUGCCUCAUUUGGAGUUGCUCAUACUAGCCAAUAAUCACAUCCGCUAUGUAGAAGAGAACCUUCUAGAUGAAGUUCCACAUCUUAAGAGAUUGAUUUUAGCUCACAAUCAUUUAGCUCGAUUACCGUCUUUAGCAUCUAAGCAUUCCGCUUUGUUGGCGUUGGAUAUGCGUCACAAUCAUCUGGAGCGUAUUCAUCCUAAUGUUUUCUCAUCAUUUCCUCUUCUGAUCCGUGUUGAUUUUUCCCACAAUCGACUUCAAAGUUUCCAUUCUCAAACCAUUCAGGAUUUAUCACAAACUCAAGCUAUCAUUCUAAGUGGAAAUCCAUGGAAUUGUGAUUGUCGAGUAGGGCUAUUAGCCAGAGCACUACCAAUCCAAUCGGAGCAUCAUCCUCGAUGUUUCAACCCUGCUGCCUUACGCGGAAUCAUAGUAUCAGAGGUGCAAAAAACCGAAUGUCGUAUACCAACAAGCUUGUUUACUGCAAAACAGCAGAUUUUAGAAUGUCCAAUUGAUGUCGUCUCCAAUCAUAAUGUUGUUUGGCUGCAUAAACAUAUUGAAUUGGAUUCAUCUGAGUUAUCAACUUAUGAGAUUCAAACACCCAAUCAAUUGAUUUUGCCGUUACACCAGGAUGUAAAGGAUAUCCUUUGCACUUACGAUGCACCCAUUGUACCUCGCAGGAAAAAGAGACAACGCGGAUUUGGACCAGAGUUUACCUAUGCAACUUCUGAUAGAUCAUUUAGAAUCGGCGCUCGAGUUCAACUCCAUUGUGAAGUAUCUGGAUCACCUCAACCAGAAGUUGUCUGGUUUAAAAACAAUAGACCUUUCCAUCAAAAUAGUCGUGCAGAGUUCACUCAUAACAACACCGUCGUCUCUAUUCUGUCAUUUUUUGAAAGUGACGAAGGAACAUAUAAGUGUGUAGCAGCGAAUGUCUAUGGAAGGAUAGAAAGAGAAAUGAAAAUCGGUCUCAUAGAUAGUGUCGGUCCAUACAUUACCGAUGGACCACAGGAUCAGAUUGCGGAUAUUGGGGCACAGGUGACUUUCCGAUGCAUAUCCAAAGGUACACCCAGGCCUAUCCAUACAUGGAUGUUCGAUGGAGCUCCUCUAGCCAAUAUAAAAGGAAGGAUAUAUGUUUCGCCCGAUACAACUGAGCUCACCAUCAAAAACAUUCGACGAUCAGAUCGAGGAAUCUAUAUAUGUGGAGCCAAUAACCCUGUCGGAACGAUGGCAGCUCCGGCCAGUCUUCAAGUUAGAGGUAGCAUUGCUGAUCAGGUUGACAAUGUGCUGACUGAUUCGGCGAUUCGUGAAAUCGCUGCAAAAGCUAUCACAAACGUAGACAAAGCAAUAGAGAAAACAAAAGAUCUCAGAAAGAAGAAAAUCCACAAACCAGAAGAACUUCGUCGCAAUAUUCAGCAUAUACUUCCUAAAGAGGUGAUCGACAUCAACAGAGCGCGUGAAAUCUAUGAAGAAUCUGUUCGUUUGGUUAAUGAGUACGUAGAAGAAGGUCUUCGUCUCCAAAUCAAUGAGCUUUCUCCUAAUAUUACUUAUGAAUCGUUUCUGUCGGCUCCUCACAUGCAGACUUUGAUGAACGCUUCUGGAUGCAUUGGAGGGUCACACCAACUGGAUUCUUGUUCAGACAGCUGUUUCCAUAAGAAAUAUAGAUCAUACAACGGAGAAUGCAAUAACUUGGCUCAUUCGAUGUGGGGAGUUUCAUCGAUGCCUUUCUUGCGUCUACUACCUCCGGUUUACGAAAACGGCUUCAAUACUCCAGUAGGAUGGGAAAAGAACCGCUUAUAUUACGGCUUCCCCAAGCCGAAUCCUAGAGAAGUAUCGAGAAAAGCUAUAGCUUCUCCCCGUAUAACUGCUCAUAGACAAUUAUCUUCGAUGGUGAUGCAGUGGGGACAGUUCAUAGAUCAUGACAUCACUUUUGCGGCCACAGCUUUGUCGCGGCACAACUUUAAGUCUGGAGCGUUUUGUAAUAAAACCUGUGACAAUGUGACUCCUUGUUUCAACAUUCAGCUACUACCUAAUGAUCCCAAAUUGAAAUCGAAAGACCAACUGCCUUGUAUGGAAUUCGAAAGAAAUGCGGCGGUAUGUGGUUCUGGAGAGACUUCAACGCUUUUCGAUAAAGUAACCUACAGAGAACAGAUGAAUGUUGUGACUUCUUUCAUCGAUGCAUCCAUGGUAUAUGGCAGUACAGAGGAGCAUGCUCUUGAACUUAGAGAUCGAUACUAUAACGAAGGAUUACUCAGAUAUGACAAAAUUUCUGAUUUUAAUAAGGAGUAUAUGCCGUUUGAAAGAGAUUCCGCUAUGGAUUGCAGAAGAAACUUCAGCGAACAAAAUCCUACUCGCUGCUUCUUGUCUGGAGAUUUUAGAGCAAAUGAACAGCAAGCUUUGGCAGUAAUGCACACCAUCUUCUUACGAGAACACAAUAGAAUAGCUCGAAAGCUGAAAAGAAUCAACAAGCAUUGGGACGGUGAUACGAUUUACCAAGAAACGCGUAAGAUAGUAGGAGCUAUGAUUCAACACAUCACCUAUAACGAAUGGCUCCCGAUUGUUCUUGGAUCAAAAACAAUGGAGAAGUUUCGAUCACUUCGAUACAAUCCGAAUAUCCAUGCAGGAAUCUCAAAUGCUUUUGCUACAGCGGCAUUCAGAUUUGGCCACACUCUGAUCAAUCCGAUCCUGUUACGGUUAGACAAAAACUUCCGAGAAGUCCGAGAGGGUCAUCUACCGCUACAUAAAUCAUUUUUCGCCCCUGGUGUCAUUUUAUACGAAGGCGGCAUCGAUCCACUUCUGCGAGGAUUGUUUGCUUCUCCUAUGAAGGAACCCAAAAACACAGAAAUAAUGAACAUGGAACUGACAGAGAAAUUAUUCUUGAAAUAUCAUCAGGCAUCUCUUGAUUUGGCUGUGAUGAAUAUUCAAAGAGGCCGAGAUCAUGGUUUACCAUCGUAUACAGAAUUCAGAGAACUCUGCAAUCUAACAGUGCCACGCACUUGGGAUGAACUAAUUCCAAUUGUGAACAAUGCAAAAUUGAUCCAAAACUUACGACAGUUAUACGGUCACCCAGGUAAUAUUGACUUGUUUGUGGGGGGAGUGUCAGAACUAUUAGAAAAGGACGCUUUGAUGGGACCAACGUUUCAUUGUAUCAUCACUGAACAGUUCCAGCGAUUACGUUCAGCUGACCGUUUCUGGUUUGAAAACGAAGGUGUUUUCACAAGUGAACAGGUCGCCGAAAUCAAAAAGAUAACUUUAUCGCGGAUUCUGUGCAAUAAUGGUGAUGAGAUUGAACGAGUUCACAUCAACUCGUUUGUUUAUCCAGGACCGAGUGAAUCAGAUUAUCAGCUGUGUAGCACUUUAUCAGAUUUGAAUUUGCAAAAGUGGAAAAGUCAUCCAAGCGAACAACAAUGCUCUGUUAAUAAAAACAAUAUUUUGAGCCGUCGAAGACGAUCAGAGCAGGCAUGA
Messenger RNA from Auanema sp. JU1783, 3663 nucleotides. NCBI's taxonomy places the organism in Eukaryota, Metazoa, Nematoda, Chromadorea, Rhabditida, Rhabditidae. The record is from the annotation of a GenBank genome assembly.